GGCUGUUUCAAUAGUCAUUGUGAGUUUGAGCAGAGAAGAGUGUUUAUUCCACGACAGUUGUUAAGUCGUCUUACGUGAAAAUUACACAUAGCGAGAAGCUUUCAAACAAAAGAGCACCAUGCAGAUUUUCGUGAAGACAUUGACGGGGAAGACCAUAACUCUUGAAGUUGAGGCUUCUGACACUAUUGAGAAUGUAAAAGCAAAGAUCCAGGAUAAGGAAGGUAUCCCACCUGAUCAGCAGCGUUUGAUCUUUGCCGGAAAGCAGCUGGAAGAUGGACGUACUUUGUCUGAUUACAAUAUUCAGAAGGAAUCCACUCUCCAUUUAGUUCUCAGAUUGCGUGGUGGAAUGCAGAUCUUUGUCAAAACCCUGACAGGAAAGACCAUCACGUUGGAAGUUGAGGCGUCAGACACGAUCGAGAAUGUCAAGGCCAAAAUUCAAGACAAAGAAGGAAUCCCCCCAGAUCAGCAGAGAUUGAUCUUCGCUGGAAAACAACUUGAAGACGGCCGUACGCUUUCUGACUACAAUAUUCAGAAAGAAUCCACAUUGCAUUUGGUUCUCCGUUUACGUGGUGGUAUGCAAAUUUUCGUCAAAACUCUGACAGGAAAGACCAUCACGUUGGAAGUUGAGGCGUCAGACACGAUCGAGAAUGUCAAGGCCAAAAUUCAAGACAAAGAAGGAAUCCCCCCAGAUCAGCAGAGAUUGAUCUUCGCUGGAAAACAACUUGAAGACGGCCGUACGCUUUCUGACUACAAUAUUCAGAAAGAAUCCACAUUGCAUUUGGUUCUCCGUUUACGUGGUGGUAUGCAAAUUUUCGUCAAAACUCUGACAGGAAAGACUAUCACAUUGGAAGUUGAGGCGUCAGACACUAUUGAGAAUGUCAAGGCCAAAAUUCAAGACAAAGAAGGAAUCCCACCGGACCAGCAGAGGUUGAUCUUCGCCGGAAAACAACUUGAAGACGGUCGUACACUUUCUGAUUACAACAUUCAAAAGGAAUCUACCUUGCAUCUGGUCCUUCGUCUACGUGGUGGUAUGCAAAUUUUCGUCAAAACUCUGACAGGAAAGACUAUCACAUUGGAAGUUGAGGCGUCAGACACUAUUGAGAAUGUCAAGGCCAAAAUUCAAGACAAAGAAGGAAUCCCACCGGACCAGCAGAGGUUGAUCUUCGCCGGAAAACAACUUGAAGACGGGCGUACACUUUCUGACUACAAUAUUCAGAAGGAAUCCACAUUGCAUUUGGUUUUGAGGCUUCGCGGUGGUAUGCAGAUUUUUGUCAAAACUCUCACUGGUAAAACUAUCACGCUGGAGGUCGAAGCUUCAGAUACGAUCGAGAAUGUCAAAGCUAAAAUUCAGGACAAGGAAGGUAUCCCACCGGAUCAGCAGAGGUUGAUCUUCGCCGGAAAACAACUUGAAGACGGGCGUACACUUUCUGACUACAAUAUUCAGAAGGAAUCCACAUUGCAUUUGGUUUUGAGGCUUCGCGGUGGUAUGCAGAUUUUUGUCAAAACUCUCACUGGUAAAACUAUUACGCUGGAGGUCGAGGCUUCAGACACGAUCGAAAACGUGAAGGCGAAAAUUCAGGAUAAAGAAGGCAUUCCUCCCGAUCAACAAAGACUGAUUUUCGCGGGCAAGCAGCUAGAGGAUGGACGGACUUUAUCAGACUAUAAUAUUCAGAAAGAAUCUACACUUCACCUUGUACUUCGACUUAGAGGCGGAGAUGUCUGAUUCCAUUGUGAUCUCUACUAAAGCGUCGCAUUGUAUUAAAUUGUUUAAUUAUAUUAUAAAUUCUAUUACCUGAGUUUUAAUUUUAUUAAUUCGCGUAUACAAAUCUUUCGUAGGAAAUGAUGAAUAAAGAAAUUAAUUUUACAUGCUAA
This is a messenger RNA of Acromyrmex echinatior (Panamanian leafcutter ant), 1872 nucleotides long. RefSeq names its product Polyubiquitin-63E (gene Ubi-p63E). The record is from RefSeq and is a predicted model, not a curated record. Gene Ontology annotation, molecular function: protein binding. Lineage: Eukaryota; Metazoa; Arthropoda; Insecta; Hymenoptera; Formicidae.